Marmota monax (woodchuck) is the source of this 5563-nucleotide messenger RNA. It is a transcript of the gene Vps53, whose product is annotated as VPS53 subunit of GARP complex. Gene Ontology annotation, cellular component: GARP complex. Lineage: Eukaryota; Metazoa; Chordata; Mammalia; Rodentia; Sciuridae. Bases 116 to 2614 code for a protein of 832 amino acids. The transcript has 22 exons. The record is from RefSeq and is a predicted model, not a curated record. Gene Ontology annotation, biological process: retrograde transport, endosome to Golgi.
CAGUGGGUUGUUAGAGCUCUCCAACUGGAGGGUUGCUCUUCUGGGACCUAGGCGUCCGCUAGAGGUCUGAGGGUGGGGGUUGGGGACGGGGUUCAGAAGGGUGCUGAGAGGCGGAAUGAUGGAGGAAGAGGAACUGGAGUUCGUGGAGGAACUGGAAGCCGUGCUGCAGCUCACGCCUGAGGUGCAGCUAGCAAUCGAGCAGGUGUUUCCAAGCCAGGAUCCUUUAGAUCGAGCAGAUUUCAAUGCUGUUGAAUAUAUCAAUACCCUGUUCCCAACGGAACAAUCUCUGGCAAAUAUAGAUGAAGUUGUGAACAAAAUUAGACUGAAAAUAAGGAGACUGGAUGACAAUAUUCGAACAGUUGUAAGAGGUCAGACAAAUGUUGGGCAGGAUGGAAGGCAAGCACUUGAAGAGGCCCAGAAAGCUAUUCAACAACUCUUCGGCAAAAUCAAAGAUAUCAAAGACAAAGCAGAAAAAUCAGAACAAAUGGUCAAAGAAAUCACCCGUGAUAUCAAGCAGUUAGAUCAUGCCAAACGCCACCUGACCACCUCAAUCACGACGCUAAACCACCUGCACAUGUUGGCAGGUGGUGUGGAUUCCCUUGAAGCCAUGACCAGGCGCAGACAGUAUGGAGAAGUUGCUAAUCUUCUUCAGGGUGUAAUGAAUGUUCUGGAACACUUCCACAAGUAUAUGGGGAUUCCACAGAUCCGGCAGCUUUCUGAAAGAGUGAAGGCUGCGCAAAUGGAGCUAGGACAGCAAAUCCUGGCAGAUUUCGAAGAGGCAUUUCCUUCCCAGGGUACCAAGAGGCCAGGAGGACCCAGUAACGUCCUGCGAGAUGCAUGUCUGGUUGCUAAUAUUUUGGACCCCAAAAUCAAGCAAGAAAUCAUUAAGAAGUUUAUUAAACAACAUCUGUCAGAGUAUCUAGUACUUUUUCAAGAAAAUCAAGAUGUUGCCUGGCUAGACAAAAUUGAUAGACGCUACGCCUGGGUCAAACGCCAGCUUGUGGACUAUGAAGAGAAAUAUGGCCGAAUGUUUCCACGGGAAUGGUAUAUGACUGAGAGGAUUGCAGUAGAAUUCUGCCAUGUGACAAGGGCAGAACUUGCCAAAAUCAUGCGUGCCAGAGCUAAGGAAAUUGAGGUGAAAUUACUUCUUUUUGCUAUUCAGAGAACGACUAACUUUGAAGGGUUUCUUGCAAAACGCUUCUCCGGCUGCACCCUGACAGAUGGAACCCUGAAAAAGCUCGAGUCUCCACCACCAUCUACCAACCCCUUCCUGGAAGAUGAGUCAGCACCAGAGAUGGAGGAGCUGGCAAUCGAGAAGGGAGAGUUAGAUCAACCAAAGAAGCCUAAAGUCCCAGACAACCCAUUUCAUGGCAUUGUUUCCAAGUGUUUUGAGCCUCAUCUGUAUGUGUAUAUUGAGUCCCAGGAUAAAAACCUUGGAGAGCUGAUUGAUAGGUUUGUGGCCGAUUUCAAAGCCCAGGGGCCACCUAAGCCCAACACUGAUGAGGGGGGCGCUGUGCUUCCCAGCUGUGCUGACCUCUUCGUCUACUACAAGAAGUGCAUGGUACAGUGCUCACAGCUCAGUACUGGGGAGCCAAUGAUUGCCCUGACAACCAUUUUCCAGAAGUACCUCCGAGAAUACGCCUGGAAAAUUCUCUCUGGCAACCUGCCCAAAACCACAACCAGCAGUGGAGGGUUGACCAUCAGCAGCCUUCUCAAGGAAAAGGAGGGCUCAGAAGUGGCCAAGUUCACUCUCGAGGAGCUCUGCCUCAUCUGCAGCAUACUAAGCACAGCAGAAUACUGUUGGGCCACCACCCAGCAGUUAGAAGAAAAACUCAAAGAAAAAGUUGAUGUAAGUCUGACUGAACGAAUCAAUCUCACGGGAGAAAUGGACACAUUCAGCACUGUCAUCUCCAGCAGUAUUCAGUUGCUGGUUCAGGAUCUAGAUGCAGCCUGCGAUCCUGCCUUGACUGCCAUGAGCAAGAUGCAGUGGCAGAAUGUGGAACAUGUUGGUGACCAGAGCCCCUAUGUCACUUCUGUCAUUCUUCACAUUAAGCAGAAUGUCCCCAUCAUCCGUGACAACCUGGCUUCCACACGGAAAUACUUCACUCAAUUCUGCAUCAAAUUUGCAAACUCCUUCAUUCCCAAAUUCAUCACCCACCUCUUCAAGUGCAAGCCAAUUAGCAUGGUGGGAGCAGAACAGCUGCUGCUGGACACCCACUCCCUGAAGAUGGUCCUGCUCGACCUCCCUUCCAUUGGCUCACAGGUGGUGAGGAAGGCACCUGCCAGUUACACUAAGAUUGUCGUGAAAGGCAUGACCCGGGCUGAGAUGAUCCUCAAGGUAGUGAUGGCCCCCCAUGAACCAUUGGUGGUGUUUGUGGACAACUACAUCAAACUCCUUACAGACUGUAACACAGAAACCUUCCAGAAGAUACUGGACAUGAAGGGGCUGAAGAGAAGUGAACAGAGCAACAUGCUGGAACUCCUGCGCCAGAGACUUCCCACCCCGCCCUCAGGGGCAGAUGGCUCCAGCUCUCUGUCCCUGAUGGCUCCUACACCAGAGCAGGAAUCAUCUCGCAUCCGCAAACUUGAGAAACUAAUUAAGAAGAGACUUUAGGAGCACACGAGGGGCACCGAACCCAGUUCCUGGAAGCCCCAAGUGCCCCUGUACCCCUCCCCUACUCAGUGACUCUUAUAUCCUCAGUCAUGAGUUUUUGGGACAUUGAGGUUGCUACUGUGUCUCUCCCAUGCCCUGUCUGAACUCCUAUCCCAGUGGGAGAAGCUGACUAAGGGCUGGGUUAUAAAAAGGCAGUUUAGAUUAUCUCUCAUUGCUGCCAUGGAGGCAGCAGUGGGUGAAAGGCCCCUGUGGUUCAGUUGCUGUUUCCAGGCUGCCCUUGAAGGUCAAGUUGUCAUUGGCUCUUGUAGUCUCACCAUGGCAGCCAUACCCUCCAACACCUGGGCCCUACUCCCUGCCACAUGCCUGUCCAGCAACUUGGAUGAGGAAGCCUGGAUCUUGCUCCUUCCCCCUUCUGCCACUACUGGAGGUCACCUCUGCAGCCAGAACGCUGAGAAUGUUCCUGGAAUUGGUUGAGUGAAUGGACUGCCAGAUCACAGGGCUUAGUACUACCCUUUAUGAAGACAGUGGAAGCAUGUGCACUUUUCCUUGUAAAUCACAGUUUCCUGGUACCUUCUAUGACAUGGCCAAGUUUCCUGUGUUCUCAUUUCUUGUUACUCUCCAAAGGAGAAAGGCCCUCUGUGUCUGUCACUCUGGAGGGCUGUAUGAACCAAGCCUUGGAAGCAGACCAGGCUGGGGCUGCUGACCUGGCGAGGAGACAGUCCCAGAUCUGACAGAGGGUUCUGGGGCUUGGGGUGUGGCUCAGUGGUAGAACGCUUGCCUGGCAUGUGCAAGACCUGGGGCACCGAACCCUGUAAAAAAUAACAAGUGGGUCUUGCUUGGCACAGUCACUGUGUUAUGUGAGAUUAUUUUCUCCAUUUCUUUAUUCUCAUUCUGUUCCUAACUUCUUGGGAAGCAGUUAGUUGUCUUCUAUAUAGGAAAACCAGAAAGUUCUCUUGGAAAACCUUCCCUAGUUUUUUCCUGCAGAUGAACUAUGGGAGGGAAUAGAUAGUCUGUACCAUCUGAUGUCCUUCCUGCUCAUUCACUUUCAAAUCCAGAGAACUCUCCAGAGUCACCUGAAACAACAAAGGUGGUAUACAGUGCAUACAUCACACUAUUAAUGAGAGAGAACCUGGGUCCUUGGAUACCAGGAACACAAGAUUGACCUUACUCGCCAAGCUCAGAACUAGCCUGGCCCAGAACACAGCCUGGGCCCAGACUGCCCUUCAUGUCCACCCACUGGCUCUAAGCAGCAGAACUUUGCAGAAAAUUGCUCUACAGAGCCACUUCAGUCCCCUGCAUCAUCCUACAUACAGAGGACAGGCACCAUACCAGGUAGUUUCCCUAAUUCUCUUGGGUUGCUUGAACCCAAGGCUCAUCUAACCAUGACCAUGACCUCUGGGUGGCCACCAUUGGGGAGAGCCCUGAGGUGGAAGGUGGAGCUCUCUAUAGAGGAAGUGUGUAACAGGCCUCAGGAUCAAAUUGGAUUAUCAAAUAAUGCUCAGAACUGAGUUUUUAGGACAGAGGAAGUUUUCUGAAAAUCUGUAAAACUUGUGACGGCCAUACAGGAGAAAACUUUAAGGUUUGAAAAGCUGGUGAGAAACAUUGGCUGUUUGUCCCCAUCUUGUUUUUCCAGUAUACUAUUCCACACUGUUUCCCUCCCUCCCUCCCCACCUCUGUCCAUUAGUUCCAGGUUUGAAACCCCACCUCCGCCCUGUGCUGGAGAUGGAAACCAAGACCUCAGGCAUGCUGGGUAAGGCAUGUUCUAUCACUAAGCCACAUCCCCAGCUACAGAGCCUCAUUUCUUCAUCAGCUUCCAGCCUGUCCUUGCUAAUUAGUAGAAUGCUUAAGUAUUGAAAACACUAAGAAGAAAAUCAGUAGUGAAGAGAUAUGGCCUUUAGUUGAGCUCUGUUAGAAGAUUCAAGAUUAGAGAAGUGCAGGAGGAGUGGGGAGGGGGUUGGGAGGCUCAGUCUAAGAGGGAUUCCUCUGUGCUAUCAUGUUGCUUUGGUAAGGUUAUAUGCACUAAUUGAAAGAAGGGGUGGUGGGCCAGUCUCCAAACAGCACAGCCAAUUCAGCCGUCUGUCAUCGACCUAGGGAAGCUGGGAAAGCCAGUGGACUCCUGCACCUGGUUCUUGUCACUCUUCAGUGUUUACAGAUCCACACUUCUCUUUUUAGUUCAUUCAUGAGGAGUCAUUUUUCUGGACAUCUCCAUAAUGGCAUUGAGAUGUCAGACUGCUGUUUUUCUCAGUUGGUGGUCACCGCCAGGGAAGUUGCUUUCCUGAUUUAUUACAUUGUCAGAAAUCCCCAAGGAGCCAACAGAUGUCAUUUGGAGUUAUGUUCAGUGUCUCAUUGAUGGGGACUGAAUACCGGGUGUGCAUCUUGGAGAGACAGCAUGUUUCUCACCUGGGGGUAUGCAUCAGAAUCACCUGGGGCCCUUUUAAAAAAAUUGUAGAUGCCUGGAGAUUUUGACUCUUAGUAAGUCUGCAGUGGGGCCUGGCGUGUAGGCUUAAAAGCUCCAUAGGUGAUUACAUUUGUCUGUCAGUAUCCACGGAGGAUUGGUUCCAGAACCCCCUCCCUGUACUCCAGUGGAUAUCAAAAUCUGCAGAUGCUUGAGUCCCCUCAUAUAACUGGCAUAGCAUUUGCCUACACUUUAAACACAUCUUCCUGUAUACUUUAAAUCAUCUCUCGACCUCUUAUAAUACCUAACUUGGUAGAAAUACUACACAAAUAGUUGUUGUACUGUGUUAUUUAAAGAUCUGUACUUAUUCCAUGUAGGCACAGUUUAAGUGUUGUUGUUUGUUUGUUUUCCAAAUACUUUUGAUUGAAUCCACGGUUGUCUAUCCACAGAUAUAGAUGACUGACUGUGUGAGGUUUAUUCUUUGCUAAGAACCAUUGCAAUACAGAGAAAUUUACUUUAUUAAAGGGUUCCUGUAGCCCAUUUUCAUAAAUGUA